Messenger RNA from Triticum turgidum subsp. durum (durum wheat), 2337 nucleotides. NCBI's taxonomy places the organism in Eukaryota, Viridiplantae, Streptophyta, Magnoliopsida, Poales, Poaceae. The record is from the annotation of a GenBank genome assembly.
AUGGCGCCUUCAGGAAAUUUUUCAAAUUAUGCAUGUCUUGGAUCUGAGGAUUCUAGCAAUCAUCCUGACUUGGAGCGCAUUGGUGAAAGUAUACUUCCUAAAUUAAAGGGUUCUCCUUUGGCCGCCAUAACUCUGGGCCGCAUGUUGAAAGCAAUCCCUGAAGUAUCACGUUGGAAUUCUAUACUUGAGAGUGAACUGUGGGCGUGGAAACAAAAGGAGACCGACAUUUUACCUGCCCUUCGGUUGAGCUACAUAUAUUUACCAUUCUACUUGAAGCCAUGCUUCGCAUUCUGCGCUUUGUACCCCAAAGAUUACAAAUUUGAGAAGGCAAAGUUAGCUGAAAUUUGGGUGGCAGAAGGCUUCGUGGAGCCUCAAGGUGGUGUUCCCAUUCAAGAUGUUGGCUGUCAGUAUUUUGAAGAUCUUGUAGCACAGUCCUUCUUCCAGGAGGUUAAUGGUGGAUACGUAAUCCAUGACCUGCUCCAUGACAUGGCACAAAUGGUUUCAAAGCACGACUGCUUCAUCUUAAGAAACAAGAGUGACUUUGAUAAAGUUCCCCAGAAUGUUCGUCAUCUAUACGUACUCCCUAGCAGUGACUUUGAUGAAUCCAACUUGCCGAGCCUAUGCAAGUACACAAAGCUGCGUACCCUAAUUUGCAAGAAGAGUUUAGGAAGAAAUGCAUGUAUUGUAAUGGGUCGCUGGUGUACUGAACUUCUCCAUAUGCGUGUGAUGUCUUAUGCCUUCACAGAUAUGUUACCAGAUAAUAUUGGCAACUGGAAGAAUCUUCGGUACCUUGAAAUCUCUAGACCUUGUUAUUUGAAGAAGAUUCCUUCAACUUUCUGUUGGCUAUAUAAUAUGCAGAUUUUCUAUGCCAAGAAAUGCCAGAUGGAAAUGCCCGGUGACUUUGGUAAGUUGAUCAGUUUGCAGAAAUUCGAAUCAAACGGAUUAACUCUUGAUUCCGCCAAUAAAGGGGGAAAUGGAGUUAGGUCAAUAAAGAAUCUGAACCAAAUUCGUGGAUACUUGGUGAUAAAUAAUCUUGGCGCCCUAAGUAAGGAUCAGGCAGCGGAAGCUGAACUGAAAAAUAAGGAAUAUCUUGAUAGGUUGACACUGAAUAUGCAUAUGCCAAGGGUUUUAGGCUACCCUUUGUCUCACACCAUCCAGAACAGAGAAGUGCUUGAAGUUCUACAACCUCCUAUCAGCCUCAAGUUUCUGGUCCUAGAGAAUUAUGGCGGUUCCUCACUCCCAAGCUGGUUUCAGCCACAAAACUUGCCAAGUUUAGAAUCACUCACUUUUGUAAGAUGUGAUGGACUCAACAGCAUAAACUUAAAUGAGAUACUCGCAUUCCUAUCCCUCACAGACUUAACAAUUGAAUGGUGCAAAAAUAUAUCAAGCCUCGAAGAUCUUCUGCAUCAAGGUUAUGUACCAAGCAUCAAGAAAAUAGGAAUUAGAAAUUGCAAGAUCUUACCAUCAAUACCAACUGAAAAGUUCCGGGAUUUGCAAUUUCUUGAAGACCUGUGGAUAUCCGAAUGUCCAAACAUCCGCCUCCAGAGAUUGGUUUCGCAGUCCCUUAAGAAGCUCGGCCUGUGGGGUUCUGGUCUCUUUUGCAAUAUCGACUGCUGCUCCCUCACUGAAUUUACUGUAUCAUGCAAGUCUAUCACAUACAUCCAACUGCAAACGUGGAGUCUUCCAGCACUACAGAGCUUGGAAAUUAGCUGUGGAUCUCUUACGUGUAUUGGAGACUCCCCUAAUAGUUCCAUUUCCGCGGGAACUGGCAGCAUUAGAGCAUUCUCAUCCCUUAAAGUCAUAGCAAUUUCUCGCUGUGCUAAAUUGCCAACCCUUGAUGACCUGCUAACACAAGAGUAUCUACCUGCCAUUGAGAAAAUUGAAAUUAGCUAUUGUUUGAAGUUAAAGUCCCUGCCAGCUGAAAGGUUUGGGAGUUUUCCUUAUCUUAAACAUCUGAAGAUUUAUUCGUGCCCAAGUCUCGAGUGGCAAAGAGGUUUGGUGCUGCCAACAUACCUCCAAAGCCUCUGCUUAAUGGAAUGUGGGGAUAUCUCUCCAUAUGUUCCCGGAUGCCUACAGAACCUCACAUCCCUCGUCUCACUUGAAAUUGGUGGAUGCAAUGGUAUAACAUCCAUUCCAAGCAACAUCUGGUACAAUAAUCAUGUAUCACUCCAGAAAUUGGUGAUUGAGAAUUGUCCAGGCCUAGUUUCAAUCGGUGGAGCAGAAGCACUUGCAAAUAUCAAGGAGGUGAAGAUAUGCGGGUGUCCAAACUUAGCGAACGAGGAGCAGAUCAAUAGAAGAUCCGGCCCAAGUACAAGGAGGAUAUGGAGGACUAGGUGA